Corticium candelabrum is the source of this 1943-nucleotide messenger RNA. Its product is annotated as F-box/LRR-repeat protein 4-like. The record is from RefSeq and is a predicted model, not a curated record. NCBI's taxonomy places the organism in Eukaryota, Metazoa, Porifera, Homoscleromorpha, Homosclerophorida, Plakinidae. Bases 229 to 1839 code for a protein of 536 amino acids. The transcript has 15 exons. Gene Ontology annotation, biological process: SCF-dependent proteasomal ubiquitin-dependent protein catabolic process. Gene Ontology annotation, molecular function: protein binding. Gene Ontology annotation, cellular component: SCF ubiquitin ligase complex.
AAUCAUUCAGGGUGACUGGAGGAUGAAUGUGACAGACUUACAAUGAACACUAGUUGUGCUCGUGCCAACACUCUUGAUUUCUCGGAUUUCACAAUGGAUUAGUUGAUAUUAACAGUUUGGGCGUUUGUAAAGAUCUUUCACCGUGUUCUCGAAGGAAUUGGAAAGUCUCUGGACAAUUUUCUAAGUCUUUCUGUGUCUUCUAGGUGGUCUUCAGUCUGUGGUCUCUGGAUGUGCACCCCAGUUUGUGUUUUUAGUACACACAAUGUGGUUGGUCUGUGGAGGACAUAUGGACCCUGGUGGAGUAUGGCACCAUCUGCUCCUAAGCGCAUCAAACGAAGAUCAUCAAAGAAUUUUAUAUCUCAAGACUUUGUUGAGCUGGAGUUCAAUGACCUUGUGUAUCCAACAAGAAUCAGGAUUCUUGAAACAUAUCAUCCAGGAGCUGUUGUUCGUAUUCUUGCUUGCAAUGCAUCUCCAGAAGCUCGACUGUCUAGUGGAGAGAUAAGGUGGGAAAUGUUAUGGAGUGGGCCUUCUCAAUGCAAGCAAGUGCCUCAAAAGAGUCGAGAGUUUGAGCCUCCUCUGAAGCAAAUCAAAUUUCCUACAAAAUUGAUUCGCCUUGAAUUUAAUCAUGAAGAUGCAGGUUAUUAUCCUGAAUUGGAUGCAGUUGAACUGUAUGGAGACCGAGUCAAAGCUAAGGGCAAAGUUGGUGUUGUGGACAGAGCUUUAGGGUUUCUGACAGAGCACACUGUCAAACUUCUCAAACAGCUCUCAUUGACUGAAUACGCUCCGUCUGAAGAGGCACUUGGAGAGUUUGGAUACUUUGGGCUUCUACCGGAUGAAUUGAUUCAGCACAUCAUGAGCUAUCUUGACCUUACCAGUCUGGGCAGAGCAGCACAAACAUGCAGCUUGUUGUUCCGCCACUGCUAUGAUCCUUCUCUCUAUUCAGAACUUGAUCUCCAGCCAUAUUGGAACACAAUUGAUGACUGCACACUAGAAGGGUUUCAGUCACGUUGCUCUCGGUUGGAGAAGAUCAGCUUGUCAUGGACUGGAGGAUGCGGCCACUUGACAGAGCAAGCAGUUGUGAGUUUCAUCAAGACAUCUGGAAGUCACCUUACAUGCUUGAGGUUGGCAUGCUGUCAGUUCAUACAGGAAGCUAGCAUAGAUGCAAUAGCAUCAAACUGUCUUGCCCUGAAAGAACUUGAUCUCCAGUCUUGUUUGCUGCCUGCUGAUGCUCUGUCUGGCCUUAGCCAGCUGUCUACUCUGAUAUCACUCAACCUUUACAGAUCGAAGGUCAAUGUGCCAGUCAUGCAGUCAAUCAUAAGGGCUAAUCCAGGGCUUCAACAUCUUAACCUUGGAGCUUGCUCAGUCAUUGACAAAUUUGAUGCUGUCACAGAGACAGUGGGAAAACAUUGCAAAGACUUCCUUUCAAUUGAUUUGUGGCGAGCUCGGACGUUUACAUCAGACGGUCUCAUCCUGUUAGCUCAACGUUGUCCAAACUUAGUAGAACUGGACAUCGGAUGGAUCUCAUUAGACUCUAAAAGUGGCUGCUUUGUGACUCUCUUCAAAAAUUGUAAGAAUCUCAAGAAAGUCUUCCUCACAGCCAUUAGGAGUGUCAGUGACAGUGACAUGGAAGCGUUGUUAAAAUUUUGUCCAAACAUGGAGCAGGUGGAUAUCCUGGGAACUAAGAAAGUCAGCCCGGGUUUGAUUCGUCGAGUUGCAUCUCAUUGCAAUUCGCUAAAGUUUUUUGAUGUGUCAUUUUGUGGUCAGUUGGAUCAGCAUGUUGUUGCAGACCUACGGAAGCAGUUUCCUCACAUUGACUUUAAGAGAAGCUUCAGCAUGUGAAGAACACGAGCAGAAAUGCUCAACUGUACCGAUUUUUAGCUUUUCGUAUUUUUUAAAUUAUUUUACGUUUUAUAUUUGUAUGUUUGAAGUGACACGACAAGGCA